AUGGAUCCCUACUGGGAGGACCUUGACUUCUCAACGAAACCUCGUACACCGGCACCAGAGGAAGAGUUCAGCCAGUACUUUCUGGACUACAAAAACUUCGAUAACCUCUUCAAUGAGGCAUUGACUACUCUUCAGGAUUUGGACGUGCCUUCAGGGCCACCACAGCCUGCCCAAGUAGCAGCUUUCCAAUCUCCUUUCAGACAUGCAAAGAAACCUAGUGGAACUGCCAUCUUUGGUUUUGCUGACCACAGCAGAGAGCUCUCGAUAAACGGCAUGACCAAUGAAUACCUCAAACACCAAAGGGCGCCCUCAGAAGCGUCGUCUUAUAUUCUGCCGGGGAAAAUUGCGAGAAAAAAGGCUGCACCACCAAUCUCAAACGAUCACCUCGAUUUCAACUUUUCGCAGCCAUUGGAGGCCUGUAAGGAUUUUCAACUAAAUGAAGAUGAAGAGUAUAAUGAAGGAAGAGCGCCUCCACAGCCUACCAAACAGAAAGAAGAAGACUAUAUUGUCACGGGUGCAACGCCCAAACAGUACAAGUUUCCGCCAGACCCUGAAGACGAGAAUUUCGCUCUAGACUACUUGAAGAAGAUGCCCUCAGUGAGCCAACCAAUCCAUCUUCCUGUCAAACAAGAGAACGAACCCUACCCUGAUGACAUUGAGUCGCUACUAGAAGGCAGCCCACUGCGGAAACCCAGGUUUGUGCCUAUUCCAGUGCAACAGCCAUCGGCUCCAAGAAAGAGUCCUUCUCGACAUCCCGAUAAGUCCCCUCAACAGCCUCAGCUACCACAACAACACCCUCAAGAGAUUGACCCAGCGUUGGAAAUAGGCAUGAACAUGAAUGUGUACCUUCCUCCUCCUGGCAGUCAAACAGACAGCUUGAAUGACUACUCCUCUCCAGAGCCUGCUAGUCCUACCCUACCUCAAAGUCAUAUCCAGAACAUCUACCUGUCUCCACAACGACUGGUACCACCAGCGGCUCCUUCGGUGAAUUCGUCUCCAUUUCAAGAUAAAAAACAAUUCUGCAAUCCCCAAUUCUUCUCCGAUGGCACGGAUAAUUACUACUCUGAGCCUGAUCCUCAAUUGGUCUCGCUGCCUUUUCAUUCGCUGCCGUUUCGUAACAAUGGACCUAGGUCGAUCAAGUCAUCACCUCUUAAACAUGAGCGCACAGAUGCCGUGGGGGAAGAUAGCUUGACUGACGUGAAUGAUACCAUCGUCCUUACACCACUAAAGAAUUCUGCUACGCCAUUCACUCCUAGCAAAAACAAGAUUAAGCUAGAGUGGAGUCCGAUCAUUUCCCCCAACUCAAAGUCAACAGACGUUCGCAAAGCCAUUCAAGACCUUUCUCCAAAACGAGUCAUCAAAAAGACUUCCUUGCUCCCGCCAGGGGAGCUAGAUAGAUACUGGGAGGGACCAGAUGAGAACAAGAUCUUCACUUGCACUUAUGAAGGAUGCGGUAAGAAGUUUACCAGAAGGUACAACGUUCGUUCUCAUAUCCAAACACAUCUAAGCGACCGACCCUUCACUUGCAGCUACUGUCCCAAAUCUUUUGUACGUCAGCAUGAUCUCAACAGACAUGUAAAGUCACACUUGGUAGCAAAGCAUUGCAGAUGUAAAUGUGGGAAAGAAUUCACUCGAGUGGAAGGCUACAAGAGACAUUUGAAUAAGGGCAUCUGUGAGAAGAGUUCCGAGAGUGAAGUGGGUGGAUCGACAAAGGGAGUGUCAAAGCCAAGUCCCAUCAAGCUGAAGAGAGGGGAGGCUGUUUUGGACGGACUUACGUCGAAUCGCCUCCACGAAGAUUUGGGGCUCGCCGCCCAGAGACGUUGA
This is a messenger RNA of Candidozyma auris, 1824 nucleotides long. It is a transcript of the gene ACE2, whose product is annotated as DNA-binding transcription factor. Gene Ontology annotation, biological process: regulation of transcription by RNA polymerase II. Lineage: Eukaryota; Fungi; Ascomycota; Pichiomycetes; Serinales; Metschnikowiaceae. Gene Ontology annotation, cellular component: nucleus. The record is from RefSeq and is a predicted model, not a curated record. Gene Ontology annotation, molecular function: RNA polymerase II cis-regulatory region sequence-specific DNA binding; DNA-binding transcription factor activity, RNA polymerase II-specific. The transcript has a single exon. Bases 1 to 1824 code for a protein of 607 amino acids.